Molecule: messenger RNA, 12076 nt
Organism: Trichoderma citrinoviride
Lineage: Eukaryota; Fungi; Ascomycota; Sordariomycetes; Hypocreales; Hypocreaceae
Exons: 9
Coding region: 41-12076 (4011 amino acids)
Biological process (GO): positive regulation of protein catabolic process; proteasome-mediated ubiquitin-dependent protein catabolic process; protein polyubiquitination
Molecular function (GO): ubiquitin-protein transferase activity
Source: RefSeq, a predicted model, not a curated record
UUGAUCUUCGUUUCUGCGGCUCUGCCGCUCUUCUUUCAUCAUGGGGAAGAUUACAAAGACGAUGCAGCCUAAGCAUCGAGAGACUUUGUCCUCCUGGCUCAAGCAAUAUGUCGAAUCUGCAUCAACAGCCCCGCUGCCCCUCCUCCCACAGCAGCUUGCUGAUUUUCCAACGAGAUGGCCCUUCGGACGCGGCGACCUUUAUCACUGGAUCCCGUUGUUGAACCGAUUUGAUAGCGUGUUGGAGCAGUUUUGCAAAGUCUACAAAUUGAAUGAAGGCCCCCAACAGCGUGAUUUUGGAUGCGAUGUGUUGCUCAACCAUGGAAAGGACUCGGCCUUCGAGGGCGAGAAGCAGUGGCAGAUGGACGAACUCACGCAGCUGGGCUUUCCCUCCGACGGUGACAGAGUCCUGAUCGAAGCUGUUCUCAAGUUUACUCGCAUGCUGUUGGAGCAUUGUGGAAACCGCAGCAUCUACGCCAGCAGUUCUCACCUGAACGAUCUCCUCAAUUGCAUACCUCCGUCCAUCCUCAUCGCCACGCUCGAGGUGGGGUCAGAGCUGGCACAGCGAUAUCAGGCGUCCGUCAAGCGGAUAGGGAGCGCCUCCCGACACAUCAGUGCUGCGCUGCUCGCCAACCAUUAUAACAUAGACCUGGACCGCGUCCAGCAGAUUGCCUUGCCGUUUGUCAAGACGCCCAUCUUCAACGUUGCGGAUUCCGCCCCGACUAGCACGCACACUUCCGCGUCCAAGGGAAAGGAAAAGGCAGGAUCGGGGGUCGGCAGCAGGAAUGUGGCCACUAUGCACGCCAACGAUCUGGUCGCCAUUGCCGCGUCUGAUGAUAGCCGAUGGAGCACUUGGGGCGAUGUCAAGGUCUCUUACUAUCCGCAAGAAACCGUCUCAUCCCAACACGACGCUCCAGCAGAGGCGGGGCGCUCGAAUUUACCCUCGACUCCCACUCCGCUACGUCGAAGCUCGACGAUGAACCCUCAGCAUACACCGAGAGCUCGAAACGUUGCCAGUGACGACUCGGCCCCCCUUGUGCAGCGAACCUCGACCUCUGUGGAUGAACAUUCCUCGUCUGGCCAAAAGACGUUUGAGUUGCCUCAAUCUGUCGUUGCCUCUCGCCCCAUCUACGAGCUCGUCAAGCGAUGCCCUGAUGAUAUGCCUCCGGCGGCCAAGUAUGAGGCAUUCCACCGUUUGAGAGUAGCCAAGGCCCUCAUCAGCUCCCAGGAAUCGCGGCAACAGAUUUUGGCAACUCGUCUUCUGGCGGUGACGAACUUGGCAUACAUUCAUUCCGAGUCCAACUUCGUCGAGAAAGUCCUCCGCCAGGACAUUGACGAAACCCGUCGGUUUCAGCUUGUCUAUCAGCUGGCCGAGCUGAUCCAUCCAUCGGCCGAUGGCACGAUAGAGAUCCCCCUGAGACUGCAGACCAUUGCCCUUGCGCUUCUCGAAGCGGUAUCGAGCUUUCAUGCGAGAUGUCAAGACGUCUUGUCCGCCCUGAAUGCGAAUGUCAACCACGGGAUACUUCUCUAUGUGAUCAGAAAGGCGGUGGCUGGCAUGACCGAAACCCACGCCGGAGACGAUGGCGAUAAGGCGAACGAGAUUGAUGAGUGGCGGAACAAUCUGUUCUCUCUUACGCUACACUUGUCGAUGGCUACUCGCGUCGGCAGUGAAAUGGUCUCUGCUGGUUUGAUGGAUAUCCUGGUCGAGAUUCUCAACAUCCGGUCCGUUAUUGCACAGCGCCACCACUCAAUGGUUCUCGCCUUUCUAGAUGGCUUGGUCUGGACCUAUCCAAAUGCGUUCACUGCCUUCUUCAAUGCGAAUGGACUGGAUGCUGUGGCCAAGCUGAUCGUGGACACGAUUGGUGAAGCGCGCAGCUUGCUUCAGGCCGGCAAGGGCAUCAAACCGGAUCAGCAAUCGAGUGCUGUUGACUAUGAGAUUCCUUAUUACCAGCAGCAAACUCUCAAAUGGAUCCUCAAAUUUGUCCAUCACAUCAUGUCCAAUUCGUAUAGCUAUAGCGGCAAUACGGACCGGCUGCUGCGAAAUCUUGCUGAGAAGUCUGACUUGCUGGCCAAUCUAAGGGACAUCAUCAACGACAAGAAGAGCUUUGGUUCCGUCGUCUGGACAAACUCGGUUACCAUCCUGAGCGAUUUCAUUAACAAUGACCCGACUAGCUUUGCUGCCAUUUCCGAGUCGGGUAUGAUCAGGACGUACCUCGAGGCUAUCACUGGAAGACCUAUUCCUGAUGAUCACACCACCCGUCCAAGAUACCGGGAAUCGGAAGGCGAUGAGCCUGGGACUGUGGACGUUUCUGCGAUUACAUCGAUCACCGACCUCGACAGCCGACCUCACCCUCCCACGGAGGACUCCAUCAGACAGUCGCUUGGCCGGCCAGUGGCAACGGGCAUCCUGGCGUCUUCCGAUGCUAUCAAUGUCGUCCCUCAAGUUCUCAACUCCAUCUCUCUCAACAAUGCAGGCAUGCAACUGGUCGUUGCUUCUCGAGCGUUCGAAAGCUUCCUGGAAGUCUUUGAAAGCCCCGCGCACGUGAAAUGCAUGGAGGUAGAUACGGAGCUUGCCAGUAACGUUGGUGCCAGCUUUGACGAACUUGCGCGGCAUCACCCGCCUCUCAGAAAGUCAAUAUCCAACGCGGUCAUUGACAUGGUCGCGCGAGUACGCAUGCUGGGCAUCGAGAAGGCCCGAGUGGCAGGCUGGGGAGUCAAGUUGCUCCCCAUUGGCAGCCUUCAAGCUGCGGCUGAAUCAACUGCAGUAGCCGGGGCAUCUAAGCCGCCGCAAGAAGCCGACAUGGACAUGUCUGAUGCUGCCGCGCCCCAAGCUUUGGAAGCAGACAAGCGGACCGAUACCGAACGCGAGUCGCCCUAUGAAUCGUUUACGCCAUACAUUUAUGCUCUGUCGAACUUCUUGACCACCUACUUGUCUAACGGUGUGCUGAAGAACAACUUCGUCGAAAGGGGUGGCAUUGAGCUGCUUCUCGAUAUGUGCCAGUCCCCAAGCCUGACUGCUGGGUAUGGCGAUUCGAUGGCAUCUCGAGUCCUGAAUCAAGUCGUUUCCCAGUUGAUUGAGCAUGGUGCUGCUCAAGGCUUAACUUCAUUGCUCAACCGGGCUCAGCGUGCCAUUGACGUGUUGGAGCCACUGUCAACGAAGACCGAGGCCGUCCCUCCCUAUUUUGCCCCCUUUCUGACUGACCUGGGCGUUGAAUACAGCAGUUCCGAAGCAGCUGAAAUACUCGCGACGGGAACUAAUAUCGUCAAAGCCUUACUCAACGCGCAGACGUACAUGAAGAUCAUCUCCGAUUGUUUCGCGUCAUCCAGAGGCAACACGGUGCAGUUUUACCCUGUCAAUGUCUAUGACUACUAUAUCAAGCUGGUGAAGUCCAUUGGGCCUCUGCUACGUGGAGUCUUGGCGGAAGAAGCAGGCGAGCUUACCGCUAUACCCCAGCACUGGUCCCUACGACGUCACUCGCCACCGACGGUGGGCGGCAGCAGAGGCAUGGGUGCAGAUGCGGAAGCCGAUGAUGGCUCCCUAACAGAUGUUCUCGGCGGCACGGAUAGCUGGAGGCCCAACGAGGGUGCCGAUACGUCCUUGACAUCUCGAUUGACUGAACAGGAACAAGCUAGUCCUCGGUUCCAAAACUACGAAACCCUUCGAGUCUUGCUGCACCCGAUGAUUCCUACUUCCUUCCCCCUUUUCCAGACCAUAGGCAAGGCUUUGCUACCUAGAAGGGAGUCCAAUCACGGUGACCCAUACCACCGGCCACGCCAUCUACAGAUUGCGAGAGCGCUUGCCGAUACAGUUCUCGACCAUCUUAGGCCAUCCGUGGCGACACCGGAGCCAACGUCAAAGGACUUCCACUACUGGAUCAUCAUGCUGCACACUAUCCACGAAAUGGUGAUUGAACAUCCGGCUUCAUCUCGUCCCACUGACCGCGCAAAUGUGCAAAUCAUCAUGCCGGUUCUUCUUGCAUUCAAAGAGCGUAAUGGCAUCGUCGUGCUCAACGACAUGCUGCGAGUUUUCGCUGAUGCAGUCAAGAGUUCUAGCGCCGCUACUGCCGACGAUUCUUCAAAGGUCAAAGUCGCUGCUUUUGGCCUGAAGAAGAUACUGGACCUGUACUUCAUCCUGGUCAACGGGAAGCAUAUCGGCGACACGCACACUUACUACAACCUUCAGCGACAAACGGACCGCUCCCAGUUCGUUCAGAAUAUCCACAGCCAAAUCACUGUCGAGUUUCGGGCCCUCAUACUGCCCGUUAUAAUGGAACUUUGGGACUCCGAGUUCGUUGAGCGAGUACCAGAUCAGACAGUGAAACGACUCGUGGACAUUCUUAAAAUAGUCGCAUUGGGUGAAAGCGAACUGCAGUCAAUGCCAAAGGACAAGAUUCCUUUCGUGCUUCUGAAGUAUACGGAAGUGCGAUUCAACUGGCGGGCUGUCAGGUCCCUUGUUCGUCAACUUGCUGACGAUUUCGAUGAGAGUCUGGCGCAGGAGGCUGCCUAUCGUACAUUUGGCAACCCCAAUACUGCGUCAGCAUAUUGCAGCGCCCACGAGGCUGAGAUAGCAGGCGCUCGAAACCCUGUCCCUCCUGAGGACGCACCUGAUGCCUCUUCUCUAGCUGAAGGGCCGACACCAACAUCGACAAGCCGUGACGCCAGUGGUUCUCGUGCUCCUGACCCGGAGGCCAUGUCUCUGGACACCACUCCUGAUGUCUCCGCCGAAAACCUGGAUGACUUGAUCUCCCAACUUCCCGAGAGCAACGAUUUGGCGAACGAAAGUGGCGGGGAUACGGGGUCAAAGGCUGCCGAACCGACUCCGGCUAGCGGAGAAGCAAACUCUACUGCGGAAUAUACAGCGGAUAGCUUCAAUGCUCUCAAGCAAGGCCUUGACGACCAUCGAUCAAAGCUACGAGAAAACUUAAUCGAUCAGUGCCUUGACGUAAUUCGUGCCCACCCAGACACCGCUAUUGAGGUUUCCGAGCUCAUCACCACCGUCGUUCUCCGACAUCAAAAUGCUGAUGCACACGAAGAAGUUGGAUCGACGCUCACAUCAGCCUUGACAUCCCUUGCUUUGGAUGAAGACGAGAGAAAGCGCAAUGGGAAGUGUAUCGCUGCAUAUGCUCAUCUUCUGGCUCUUCUGCUUCAGGACGAGAUGUUCUUCAGUCGAAACAUGGACACCUUGCGUGACAAGAUUGGCGAAUAUUUGGCGCUUCUCAAGGUCGCCCCGUCUACACCCAGCGAAGAGCUGCCGCCUUGGAUCCCUUACGUCCUAUUAGUGUUGGAGACCCUGUUGAGCCAUGAUGAAAAGCCAGUUGCGGUUCAGUGGAGGGCACCCAAAUCCUUGGAUGAGCCCGUUGCAGAGCCCGUGAUCCAGCUAAGAACGCCUUUACUGGAUGACGAGCAGCGGUCUGAUGUUCUGGAGUCGCUUUUGGAUCUACUUCCACGCAUCGGAAAGGAAGAGAUGCUGGCUACCGCUAUUCUACGAGUCCUCAUCAUCCUGACCCGCAAGCGUUCGUUGGCGAAGCAAGUUGGCGAGAAGAAGAACCUGCAGAGGCUUUUCCUCAUGGCUAAACAAAUGUCAGGCUCAGGUGCUGAGCGACUCAGGCAGAUCAGGCUGACGGCCCACCUCAUCACCAUCCUUCGUCACAUUGUCGAGGAUGAAGACGUUAUCAAGCAAGUCAUGAGAGCGGAGAUCAAGUCAGAUCUUCCGAAUCUCCAACGUACCCAGCGCGGCCAUUUGGAUGUGCCCACCUAUCUCCGAGCAAUGGCGCCCAUUGCUCUUCGUGCACCCGACCUCUUCGUUGAGGUAACUAAUGAGCUGCUUCGCUUUUCACGCUGGAAUGCUCCCACUGCCGAAGGCGCUAGGCCCCAAACCCUGGUCUGGAAAGAACAAGACAGCAGCAGCACGAAUGCUGCUCAGCCAGACUCGGAAAACGUCCAGAGCGAAGAAGUCAAGCCAUCAACUGAAUCGGGAGACAAGGAGAUGUCCGAUGCGCUUAAGCCGCACCAUGACAGCAAGCGCCCAGUGGUGGAAAAUCCAGACGGAGUCAUACACUUCCUUCUCUGCGAGCUGAUCAACUACCGAGAGGUCGAAGACAAAGAGGUACCACCGCCUAGCAGGGAUGCGAAAACUGAGGGCGAAUCGACAGCUUCUGCCGAGGUCCAGGACAGUGCUUCUGCUGAAGGCGUAGCUGGCGAUGGAAGGGACAAGAAGCCAUCAAAGCCUAUCUUCAAAUCAGAAGAGCAUCCGAUCUUCGUCUAUCGAUGCUUUUUGCUCAGCUGCUUGGCCGAGCUCCUCCAGAGCUAUACAAGGACGAAGAUGGAAUUCAUCAACUUCAAACGAAGCGCCCCGCCUUUGUCUACCAACACCCCUGUCAAACCUAGGUCGAGUAUUCUCAACUACUUGAUAUACGACCUCUUGUGCCAGAGUAGCCUGAGCGGUACGUCGGACAACAUAGCAGCAAAAAAGAAGGCCGCGACGUCAGCGCAGACGCAGAAAGUUUUGGUCGCUUUGGUCUCAAAAACCAACGAGAAAGUGUUUGAUCGCAAGCAAGAAAAGUACGCCUAUGACGAUGAGCCAGACUUGCUCUUUGUCCGCAAAUUUGUUCUCGACACUAUCUUGAAAGCAUACGAGAAGGCACCACUUACCGAUGAGCCAUUGGAGGUUCGAUAUGCAAGGAUGCAGUGCCUGGCGGAGUUGAUGAACAACAUGAUCGGUGAAAAGGACAAGGAGCAGACCUCCGGGUCUCGCAAUGUCGACAGUGUCCAAACUAGAUCACAAGCGCAGCUUCGACGACUCAUGUACGAGAAGGGCUACCUAGACAAGUUGACGUCGUCCAUUGCCGAGAUCAACCUCAAUUUCCCGGGAGUGAAACGGGCGAUUAAGUAUAUCCUGCGUGUGCUGCGAGUCUUGACCGAUACCGCCAAAGAACUGAGCCAUUCGAACAUCUUGGUAUCCGAUUCACAGGUUGACCAGAGUGAUGAGGAAUUUGCGUCUACUUCAUCUUUGUCGGACCUAGAUGAAGGCCGGGAGGAAACCCCUGACCUCUAUCGAAACUCUGCUCUUGGCAUGCUUGAGCCUCGUGGAGAAGAUGACGAGUCUGAGUCCGAGGAAGCAGAUGACGAUGACGAGGACAUGUAUGGAGACGAAUAUGACGACGAUGAGAUGGACUACGGCGAUGAAGAGAUAUCGGAUGAUGAGGACGACAUCAGCGACGAAGACGAGGAGCUUAGUCAGAUGGGAGAAAUUGAAGGCCUCCACGGCGACCCUGGAGUGGUCGAAGUCAUCAUGGACGACGAAGAUGAUGACGACGAUGACGAAGACGACGAAGACGACGACGAAGUCGACUCUGCCGAUAUGGAGGACCUCGAAGACCGGGUUGAAAUCGUCGAUGAAGACGGAAACCCUCUCGAAGAUGACGGGGAAUCAGGGUGGGAGAGCGAGACCAGCGCCGAAGAGGAUGAAGAGCCAGAGGUCGAUGACAUCGACUACGAGGGUGAGGUCCAAGACGAGGACGAGGCUCACUUACACGGAAUGGGCCCUGGUGACCUCCUGGAUAACAUGGCAAGAGCCAUCAUGGGCGGCGAUGAAGAUGGAUAUGAGCCCGAAUUGAUGGAAGCAUUGGAUGAGCAUUACAUGGACGAUGGUCACGAUGAUGGGGGUGAGUAUAGUGAUCCUGAUGAUGAAGAGGAUAUGGAAGACGAGGAGUACAUCUAUGACGAUGACUAUCCACCUCUUGGUUGGGAUGGGUUCACGCCCGAAGUCGAUGAAAGACAUCGUCAAGUCUUCCUCCUCGAUAACAACAGACGACCAGUCCUCGCGCGAAUGGACAACCGCAACCCCUUCCCUCCGCGAUUUAUUCCUGGGUCAAAUCGGGAUCUGAGUGAUUUCCGCAGCUACUUCUCCCGUAGCCAUCGCAAUAAUGGCCAACAGCCAAACGCAGAUGACGGGAUGAACCCAUUACUUCGUCGCAGCGAUCAAGCCCAAGAGAACCAGCCUCGGCCUGGCCAUCCGCACUCGAUUGGCCUCCGCUUCCCAGAAGGCUUCUUGGGCCCAGGCAGACAUCUGAUGGAGGGCCCCAUGGGCUUUCUGGGAGAGCUUAUGGAGUUUUUGCCCAUAAUGGGUCGCGGAAACCAGCAUGCUUUCCACGUCCAUAUCAAUGGCCCUGGGGGCACGCGAAGCACAGACCUUGGACCUAUCCGUGGUCUGAGAAGUGAACAGCGCCGAGAUGCUGCAUCUCAGGAGCCGCACCAAGCAGUUGCUUUCACCCCUGAGACAACUAUGGACCGCUACCAGGAGGAAGCCAGGAUGAUUUUCGGAAACCCCGUUGCGGAAGCUGCCAGACUCGGGAAUACUAUCAUUGCGCAGCUCACCCCUGCUGCAAUAGAGCUCGAGAGGAAACUGAAGGCGGAGGAAGAGGAGAAUCAGAAGCGCCUUGAAGAAGCUCGAAAGAAGCAAGAAGAAGAAGAGCGCGUGGCUCGAGAAGCUAAAGAAGCCGAAGAAAAGGCCGAGAGAGAGAGGAAAGAGGCCGAGGAACGCGAAGCUGCUGCACGACUUGCAGCGGAAGCUGCCGAAGCCGCCGCCCUCGCUGCCAGUCAAAACACCGAACCACCCCCCGGCGAUGGGCAAGGUAGUGGAGCCAUGGAAGGAGUUGAAUCGACCGAGGCUGGUGUCGCCGCGACCAAUGAUGACCCAGCCAGCACUUCGAGAGCCAACGUGCCAAGAGUGACAACCAUCAUUCGAGGCGAGGAGGUGGACGUCACCGAGCUAGGUAUAGAUCCAGACUACCUAGCCGCUCUUCCUGAAGAAUUCCGCGAGGAAGUCAUCGCCCAGACAGUGAGUGAGAGGCGCCUCCAAGCCCGCGACGAAGCUGCCUCAGGAGAAGCGACAGAAGUGUUUCAGGAAUUCCUUGAUGCCUUACCAGAGGAGCUACGAAUGGAAAUCGCACAACAGGAACGGCAAGACCAGCGCCGUCGUCACCGUGAAGACAGUCGCCGCCAGGCCACCGCCGCUGAUGGCCAGGACGUCAUCCCCGCGGAGAUGGAUCCCGCUAGCAUUCUACUCACAUUUCCACCCGAGCUCCGUGAACAAGCUCUCAUCGACCAGGGUGAAGACAUCAUGGGCCAGCUUCCCCCCGAUAUGGCUGCUCAGGUGCGAGCAUUGACUCAACACCGACCACCAGUUGCUCAUCAACGAGGAGGCAUGCGGCCGAUUGUUCUUCCUGGUAGAAGCUCGCUUGGCCCGGCUAGGGUCACAGUGCAAGGCUCUCCGGAUGAGCAAGGCGAGAACAAGACACAACGGAAGACGGUUGUGCAGAUGCUCGAUAAAGCUGGCGUUGCUACCCUGCUGCGUCUGAUGUUCAUCGCUCAACAGGGCUCUAUCCGGAACUACCUCUUCAGCGUAUUCGCAGAUGUGUGUGAGAACCGGCAGACUCGUCUCGAGGUGAUCAGCACUGUCUUGCAGAUACUUCAAGAUGGUAGCACAGACAUGAAUGCGGUUGAGCGCAGCUUUGGCCAGCUCUCUCUCAAGGCUAGAAAGCAGAAGGACAAGGAAAAGGACGGUGAUCAGAAGAAUCCCCAAGGCCUUAAGAGGACUUUGACAACAGUGGGCAGCCUCACAACUUCAGGCCAGACGAAUUCCGAGACAUCGCCGCUUCUGAUCGUACAACAAUGCCUGGACCUUCUAGUCGACUUGUGCACCAAGAACCCCCACAUUCCUUGGCUAUUUUUGACAGAGCAUGAAUCCGUGGGAUCUUCUUCCCUCAAGAGGAGCCUGAGCCGUAGAGGAAAGGGCAAGGACGCAAAGGCGCACAAAUACGCGAUCAACUCUCUCCUCACCCUCUUGGAUCGCGAGCUUGUGACGGAAAGCUCGCUCGUCAUGACCCACCUGGCAGACCUACUGAACCGGGUUACUCUCCCUCUUCAGAACUUGGAACGUCGACGCAAGGAGACACAGGAUGAAGACGCAUCAGAUUCAAAGGGCACAGGCGCGGAGACACAAGCUCCUGCCACAGAUGCACAUGAGACAGAGGGGCGAGAUAACACCGACCAGACGGUCGACGGCUCCUCGGCAUCUGCGCCGGCGACUUCUUCCGAACAGAAGGCUGCCGGAACAGAGGACCCAGGGGAGCAAUCGAAGAGUGCACCGCAGAAACGCGCCCGCCAGCUGCAGCCUCCGGUGAUCCCGCCCCAGAACCUUACCCUUGUGGUCAGAGUAUUUGUGGCUAGGGAAUGUAGCUCGAAGACAUUUCAAAAUACCAUCUCUACCAUCAAAAAUCUGUCAGCUAUUCCCGGGGCAAAGAAAAUUUUCGGACAGGAGUUGGUCAGCCAAGCUCGCCUCUUGAGCAGCAAUAUCGUAAACGACCUCGACGAUUUGCUCCCGCACAUUGAGGCGGCCACCUCCGGUACUGAAAUCCAAGGUGUUGCCCUCGCCAAGUUCUCGCCUGGAGCGUCGGAGCAGAACAAGCUGCUCCGAGUUCUCACUGCGCUUGACCACCUGUUUGAUGGAAAGAAGAAGAGUGACGACGCGGAUGAUGGUUCCAGCGAGAAGAACGAGAAGCAAGAUCUUGUUACCUCGCUCUAUCACAAUUCGACGUUUGCUACCAUGUGGGAGAAGUUGAGUGCCUGCCUGAGCGCUAUUCGCCAACGGGAAAACAUGCUCAAUGUCGCGACUAUCCUACUUCCGUUGAUUGAGUCCCUCAUGGUUGUCUGCAAAAACACGACGACGAAUGACGACCUCUCGUCGAGCCUGGUCGGGAAGGACAUGCUAUCCAGUCCGCAGCCGGAAUCUCGCACGGCCAACCUCUUCUUCACCUUUACCGAAGAUCACCGACGCAUCCUGAACGAACUCGUGCGGCACAACCCCAAACUCAUGUCUGGCACCUUUGCCUUGCUCGUUAAGAAUCCCAAGGUUUUGGAGUUUGACAACAAGCGCAACUAUUUCAACAGGAGCGUUCACUCUCGGAGUGGCCAGAAUCAGAGCCGCCCGUCAUAUCCGCCGCUGCAGAUUAGCGUUCGCCGAGAGCAUGUCUUCCACGAUUCCUUCAAGUGGCUUUGCUUCAAGUCAGCCGAGGAAAUGAAGUACGGAAAACUCAACAUUCGGUUCAACGGCGAAGAGGGAGUUGAUGCUGGUGGCGUAACUCGCGAGUGGUUCCAGGUUCUCGCCCGACAGAUGUUUGACCCCAACUAUGCUCUGUUUAUCCCAGUUUCGUCGGAUCGCACAACUUUCCAUCCAAACAAGCUCAGUGGCGUCAAUGAUGAACAUUUGAGGUUCUUCAAGUUCAUCGGUCGUAUCAUCGGCAAGGCGCUGUACGAGGGGCGCCUACUUGAUUGUUUCUUCAGCCGCGCUGUCUACAAGCGUAUCCUCGGCAAGUCAGUCUCUGUCAAGGAUAUGGAAUCAUUUGACCCGGACUACUACAAGUCUCUUUGCUGGAUGCUGGAAAACGACAUCACCGAUAUCAUCACAGAGACCUUUUCGGUGGAAGACGACGAGUUCGGUGUUACCAAGAUCGUGGACCUCAUCCCCAAUGGCCGAGAGAUUGCGGUAACUGAGGAAAACAAGCACGAGUACGUUCGUGUUGUGGUUGAGUACAAACUCCUAUCCUCGGUCAAGGACCAAAUGGACAACUUUUUGAGUGGUUUCCACGACAUCAUUCCCGCGGAGUUAAUCUCCAUCUUCAACGAGCAGGAGCUGGAGCUCCUGAUCUCUGGUCUUCCGGACAUAGACAUUGACGAUUGGAAAGCGAAUACCGAGUACCAGAACUACAGUCCUUCCUCUCCACAGAUUCAAUGGUUCUGGAGAGCAGUCCGGUCAUUUGACAAAGAGGAGUUGGCCAAAUUGCUGCAAUUUGUCACCGGUACCAGCAAGGUCCCUCUCAACGGCUUCAAGGAACUAGAAGGCAUGAACGGUGUCAACCGCUUCAACAUCCACCGUGACUACGGAAACAAGGAUCGCCUUCCGUCUACGCAUACCUGCUUCAACCAGCUCGAUCUUCCCGAGUAUGACAGUUACGAUAUACUGCGCUCGCAAAUCCUCAAAGCCAUCACGCAGGGUAGCGAUUACUUCGGCUUUGCCUAA